GUCAAAUAUCUAUCACCAGAAGGCACUCAUUAUCCUCACUGCGUCUUUUCUUCUACUUCUUCUACUGCCACUCUUCCACAGACGGAGUGCUCAAAUUCGCUUCGAUCUUGCAAUUUCAUUGGCCAAAAAAUGCCUCGAAAUAGACGUAUUCCGGUGAAUGGCUUUAAAUUGUUCAUGGAGCGCCAUGGAGACCAGCUGAUUAAGGAUAUUCUCGAAUUCCCGAUGAAGGUGGUGCUUGCUCCGGUCAAGCUUUCCAUCGACAUCGCUGGCUCCGCCCCUCGCGGUUUUGGCAUCCCGGAAUUCAUGUCCAAAAUAUCUCUCUCUGCCGUUUUUGCCAUUGCUACGUUUGGUACUUAUAAUAUUGCGUUGGACCUGGGGAAGAAGGUUUUGUGCCAGAGGGAUUGUCGGACAUGCAGUGGAUGGCAGGCCAUGCAAUGCACAAUGUGCAGAGGCUCAGGACAGGUGCAGUACCAGGUGAAAAAUUAUGCUUUGAGAAGUGGAGAGAAGGCAACCACUUCAAACAUUGCUGAUGCAAUUGCUGAAAACCGAGCUGAGAUAGUCCACCUUCCUUCAAGUCUUGACCUUCAUGUACCUUUGCCAUCUAAACAAUGCCCAGACUGUGAUGGAUCAGGGGUGAUGAGAUGUCCUGAAUGCAAAGGAAAGUUUCCUUUUAGGAUAUCUGCAGAUGAUAUAAUGGAGCCUCCUUGGAAAGCUCUUAACAUCAUGCGUCAAAUGGACUAUCCUUACGAGCAUGUAGUUCACAGCAUGAAGGACCCAAGCAUUGCUGCAUUUUGGUUGAUAACCUUCCCCCAGAUAGUGGGAGGUGUUGAUUACGAUGAUGAAGUGAAGCAGAAAAUUUGGUGGCAAUACAAGGAAAAUAUGCGGUAUGACCAUCUACGCGAUGAAGUUGCCCAGCGGAAGCCUGGGUGGGAGUAUCUGCAACAGGCUUUAAUCUCCAUUGACCCUGACCGUGCCCGGGAUGAUCCCGUCAUUGUGAAAAACAUUCCGUUUUACAGGGCCAAGAAAACUUUGGAGGCUGAAGUAAUGAAGCUUAAUCCUCCUCCAAGGCCUCAAAAUUGGGGGGACUUGGAUCUUCCAAUUGAUGAAGCUUCUUGGAACAAGGAAGACCUUAAAGAUCCAAAGAAGCUUCAUGAGAUGACAAUUCUUCUUAAUGCGCAAAGAGAAAUUGCUGACAAAAUUUUGGACGCACAGUGGGAAACAAAAUGGCGCGAAGAGAAGUUAAAUGAGAUGCUGAAAGAGACAGUGGAACCCUACUUGCAAAACAUCAACAAUGUCCUCCCUCAGCCUAUUGUAUCGCCAACACCAUCCUGGAAUAAUCACGACCAUAAGAAAAAUGAGCGCGGCUGGCGAUGGUGGCCGUUCUAAUUGGACAUUCUCAACAAAACCGUGUAUAAUUUCCUUUGCAUAAUCACCUUUAAGCACUUUUUAAAUUCUUCUAGUAGUCAGCCAAUUUUCUACCAUAUGCCCAGUUUUUGUUUGAGAGUUUACUUGUAUUCUUCUGUUGUGCUCAAAAACUUUCAACACAUUGAUGCCAUAUAAUAUUUGUUGCUGCCCUAUUAUGUUCGCGGCUCACAGUACAUAAAAAAAGUGACAGAAAUAACAAGAAUUACACACAAUAAGGGGGGG
Striga asiatica is the source of this 1647-nucleotide messenger RNA. NCBI's taxonomy places the organism in Eukaryota, Viridiplantae, Streptophyta, Magnoliopsida, Lamiales, Orobanchaceae. The record is from the annotation of a GenBank genome assembly.